Molecule: messenger RNA, 876 nt
Organism: Chlorella variabilis
Lineage: Eukaryota; Viridiplantae; Chlorophyta; Trebouxiophyceae; Chlorellales; Chlorellaceae
Exons: 4
Coding region: 1-876 (291 amino acids)
Biological process (GO): proteolysis
Molecular function (GO): serine-type endopeptidase activity
Source: RefSeq, a predicted model, not a curated record
AUGACGCUCGUGUUCGCUGCUGUGUUGCUACUGGCAUGCUCGACACAUGCGUCCGGCAGCGGCAGGAGGCUGUCGGAUGGCGACGGGGUUGUGGCCUCCGACAAGCAGCUGCCGCCCGUGCGCCAGUCGGUGAAGACGCUGGGCCCAGCUCUGGGUGCGUACAGCUUCAUGGCAGCUCUGAUGGACGGUAACGAGACGUGGUGCGGAGGCACAUUGAUCAGAUCCAAAGCGGUUUUGACCGCUGCGCAUUGCUUAGAUAACGAGGAUGGGACUUAUUGGCGACCUAGCAGCGUUCGAAUUGGCUGGGCCGACCUUCGCUACCGCCAGACUGGCGACGAGCAGAUCUCGGUGAAGCGCAUCAUUGUUCACCCUUCAUACAAGCGAGCCCCAGAGGUCACAGAAUAUGGCUCCGAUUUUGCCAUCCUGGUGCUGGAGCGCCGCUCCAAGAAGCGGCCCAUCACGCUGUCCCGCCCGGGCUCCAAGCUCAAGGCGGGCGCAUGGGUCUGGGCCGCCGGCUACAGCAACAUGGGCAAGAAAUACGGCACGACCGCCAACUGGUUUUGGACGCAAGUCAACUCGCCCAAGACGUGUGUGAGGAAGUACAGAGAGAUUGCUGGCGGCAAGCUUCGGGAGUCGACCAGGACAAUCUGCACCGGAGGCCAGAAUGGGCGGCACGAGGGAGUGUGCAGCGGGGACUCAGGCGGCCCGCUCAUUUACGGCGACGACCCUGGGCCCUACAUCCAAGUGGGUGUCUUGUCCUGGGGCCUGGGCCCCAGCCCCUGCGCGCCCGGUGCCGUGGGAGUCAAUUGGUGGGCCAGUCUGCUCUACCCGCCCCACCGCAAGUGGCUGGCAAGGAAGCUGAAGAAGCUGGGGUAG